Messenger RNA from Anarrhichthys ocellatus (wolf-eel), 1492 nucleotides. It is a transcript of the gene cd74a, whose product is annotated as CD74 molecule, major histocompatibility complex, class II invariant chain a. Gene Ontology annotation, biological process: T cell activation involved in immune response; immune response; positive regulation of type 2 immune response. The transcript is spliced from 8 exons. Gene Ontology annotation, molecular function: cytokine receptor activity; MHC class II protein binding; macrophage migration inhibitory factor binding. The record is from RefSeq and is a predicted model, not a curated record. The coding region runs from base 16 to 792 and encodes 258 amino acids. NCBI's taxonomy places the organism in Eukaryota, Metazoa, Chordata, Actinopteri, Perciformes, Anarhichadidae. Gene Ontology annotation, cellular component: cell surface; membrane; cytoplasm.
GUGUGUUUCAUUUUCAUGUUCUCCCCUCAUAGUUUUCUAUUUCUCUCCCUCAGAGGCUCCAACCGUCGUGCCUUUAAGGUGGCAGCACUGACAACCAUUGCAUGCCUGCUGCUGGCCAGCCAGGUCUUCACUGCCUACAUGGUGUUUGGCCAGAAGCAGGAGAUCCACUCGCUGCAGAGAAACUCAGAAAGAUUGGGCAAACAGCUUGCCCGCUCAUCCAAAGCUCCAAUGAGGAUGCAGAUGCCCAUGAUGAGUCUUCCUCUGCUGAUGGACUCGACUUUAGAUGAGAACGCCAAGACACCCAUGACUAAACUGAAGGACAGUGUUGUCGGCUUGGAGACACAGCUGAAGGAUCUCAUGCAGCAGGACUCCCAGCUGCCGCAGUUCAACGAGACCUUCCUGGCCAACCUGCAGAGCAUGAAGCAGCACGUGAAUGAGAGCGAGUGGAAGAGCUUUGAGUCCUGGAUGCGUUACUGGCUGAUCUUCCAGAUGGCCCAGCAGAAUCCUCCAACCCCAACACCGGAAUCAGCCUCUGUGAUCAAGACCAAAUGCCAGACGGAGGCAGCAACUGGAGUCAGCAAGGUCGGUGCCUACAAGCCCCAGUGUGACAAGCAGGGCCACUACAAGCCCAUGCAGUGCUGGGCCCCCACCGGCUUCUGCUGGUGCGUGGACGCGACUGGCAAGCCCAUCGAGGGCACCAGCAUGCGCGCCCGCCCCGACUGUCAGAGAGUUCAACCUAGGAUGGUUGCCCCCAUGCUGAUGCAGAAGACCCUCAGCGUUGAUGAUGAGUGAAAACAAGUGAAGCAGAGGGUUUGCAGUUUCUUUUCAUCAAGCUCUGCAGACAUGAGAAAAAAGUUAUUUUAAGCUGGAUGCAGACCCGCCUACAGUUAAUGUUUUAAUUCCUGAUCAGUUCGUGCACUUCCAUGUAAUUUCUAAUUUUCACUAUUUUGCUGGCUGCUUGAAAUAAAAUCAAUAUAGGGCUGUUACAGUGUAUUGCUUUUAACAUUUAAUCUUUGUCUUUUAUAUAUUUUGGAGGUGUUCUGGACAUUUUAAUCUUGAUAUUCACAUAAUCACACUUUUCUCACUGACCUCUAGCAUGUCGACAUGGAGGUAGUUCAGUUUUGAAGACAUCGUCUGAGAAGUCUGCCUGCACGCUACAACAAUGGAGGCAAAUUAAAGUUUGCUUAUGGUGCAUACAGCAUUGAAACAUUACAUUUAAAAUAUAACAGCCAGACUCUUUCCUGAAAAGGUGAAGUCUGGAUUAUUCAGAGUAACGGGGACACAGACUCUCAGGAGAGAUUUUUAUUAAUGCUGUGAGCACCACAAAUUAACCUCCGAUAAAUAAAACCAAAACUAUCUGCAUGGCUAUAUAUGGGUUUAGUGAGAAUAUGUGCUUUGUAAUUUUGGUGAACCUACUCUUUAAAAAGACUGAACGUAUGAGAUGGAGACUGAGGAUGUUUGUGAUAAGGUUCAAUAAAUUUUUCUGACCACA